Molecule: messenger RNA, 546 nt
Organism: Aegilops tauschii subsp. strangulata
Lineage: Eukaryota; Viridiplantae; Streptophyta; Magnoliopsida; Poales; Poaceae
Product: putative F-box protein At1g47730
Molecular function (GO): protein binding
Source: RefSeq, a predicted model, not a curated record
AUGCUGCCGUCGUCGUUACCAGCCGACGUGAUCUUCGAGAUACUCUCAAGGGUACCGGUGAAGUCGGCCUGUAGAUUCCGAUGCGUGUCCAGGAGCUGGCACGCUCUCAUCUCCGGCCGGGCGUUCAUCGCCGCGCACGGAGCCCGCGCGAAGCCGCUACUCCUGUUUCUCGACAACUCCUCCUGGAAAACCCGCAGCCAGCUCGUGGACAUGGACGGCAACCUCAUAAGAACGAUCAAGAGGGCAAGUCAUAUGAAUUGGACCUACCGCCUCGACGGUCCCAUUUGCCUCACGGAAGAUUAUCGCAUCACUGCGGGCGACCGCAAGUUCAUAGUCAACGUGAUCGAUCUCGCCACUGGGAAUGUGAUCUGGAGGACCUCUGAAGAGUUGAACCCUUAUUGGAUUAGCAAUGUCAACGUCGGUUGUGCCGUCCCAUCUGGCACGUACAAGUUAGUCUGCCUCAGCAACACGGGUGCUGAAGAGCCUUGCAUGGUUCUCACAUUAGAAGACGACCCCGUGUGGAGGCAGAGGUUCGAGAGAACGUGA